GAUUUACCUCAAAAGGAGCUUAUGGGUUUGAGAAGUUCUUGACGAUGCCUUUUGGACUUCCUCCCUUACGACCUUUGGAAGAACCAUUCUCCGACGUCCACAUAUUGGCUGGUUCCCUCCCAGGGCUUGAUACUCCUUUCUCCAUGGUGACUACGUAUGUCAGACAAUUCAUCACAAGUAACGAGAACAAACAUGACACGUGAGGUUCUACCUGCUUUUUAUUCUUCAUGACCUCGGCGACCUCGGCAUGGCGCGUGUCAGAGAUGACAAAAGACAGUUUCUACAGAGUAACUCAUCAUAUCUGGUACGGACAGGGGAAGUAAAAGUCGACAAGCAGAAUGGAAGACGUCACAAUCCGAAACUCGACCACUUUGACCUUCCAGGGUCUGUUUGCUCAAUUGAUGAUACCGUGCACACAAGAGAAUCUUUUACUUAGGUAAAUCCAGGUAAGGAUUUCAUUCUUCUUUUCUGCAGGUGUGCUAUAAGGUAUCAAAAGAGUCCAACACCUUAAGGUGCUUGAAACAAGUAAAGCAAACGUUCUCCCAUACUCCCGCACAUUUCCAACAUCGGUCGAUCUUCUGUUGUAUACCUUCACCACGACAACUUACUAUCUCCAACAAACAUCCACAAUGGCCGCCGGCAAGACACUCAAAGAAUUAUCUAUCAAAUCCAACCCUACGGCUCUUGGAGAUCCUGUUUCUCUCAAGGCUGAAACGUCCGACACUGAACCGACCGAAGAAGCUCGACCGAACAAAGCUGUUGAUGGCGGUAAAAGUCUCAAGGACAUCGCCCAACAAGAUCUCCAAGAAGCGAAAACGGGCAAUCGAUCCAUGCUCGGAGACCCAGUGAGCCUCAAGGCUGAGACGUCAGACAAGGACCCCUUCGAGGACGAUCAGAUGGGUGGCCUCACCGACAGGAAGGAAAGAGAUUCCAAGUUAUGAUUGUAUGAUGCUCGCGAAAAGGGGAAACAUCUCUUCGGUACAUUCAGUACAUCAGCACCAUGGCAUGGUAACGUCCUAGUCCUUGUAACCAACACAGGCUGCAAGAUAGCUAGAAAUGCAUUCAGGUACCAGCCAUCCCCUAGUUCUACGAAAGCUCAUGCUUGCAAUUUUACUCUUAGAUGAGAAUAUUCAUACACAUACAAAUCUACCGC
This is a messenger RNA of Exophiala oligosperma, 1153 nucleotides long. RefSeq lists its product as uncharacterized. The record is from RefSeq and is a predicted model, not a curated record. The transcript has a single exon. Bases 630 to 941 code for a protein of 103 amino acids. NCBI's taxonomy places the organism in Eukaryota, Fungi, Ascomycota, Eurotiomycetes, Chaetothyriales, Herpotrichiellaceae.